AACCUUUGCAGCCAGUCAGGUGUUUGAAGUAUGUGUGUGUGAAUGUGAUGUCUCUUGAGUAUGUUCUCGUAAAUAAUUAAACAAAUAAUCUAUUUUUAAAUAUGAAAACCUGUACCAGUUCGAUUGACAGUUAAUGAAAUUUCUACUAGAUUACAAUGUCUUCCAAAAGCGAAUUAAAAAAAUUGUCGGAAGAGAGUUUAACAAGACAACCCGAAGAAGUAUUCGAUAUAAUAUGUAAACUGGGCGAAGGCUCUUAUGGUAGUGUCUACAAGGCGCUCCAUAAGGAGUCGGGACAAGUGUUAGCCAUCAAACAAGUACCCGUCGAUACUGAUCUGCAGGAAAUCAUAAAAGAAAUCUCAAUAAUGCAACAGUGUGAUAGUCCGUACGUUGUUAAGUAUUACGGAAGCUACUUUAAAAAUACAGAUCUGUGGAUUGUUAUGGAAUAUUGUGGAGCGGGUUCCGUUUCCGACAUCAUGAGGUUACGCAAGAAAACUUUAACGGAAGAUGAAAUCGCUACAAUUGUCUCCGAUACCUUGAAGGGUUUAGAGUACCUACAUUUAAGGAGGAAAAUUCAUCGUGAUAUUAAGGCUGGAAAUAUUUUGUUAAAUUCUGAGGGCCAUGCAAAACUGGCCGAUUUCGGGGUCGCCGGUCAGCUUACAGACACCAUGGUGAAAAGAAAUACUGUUAUCGGUACCCCGUUUUGGAUGGCUCCUGAGGUAAUCCAAGAGAUAGGAUACGACUGCGUUGCCGACAUUUGGAGUCUCGGAAUAACAGCGCUAGAAAUGGCCGAAGGAAAACCGCCGUACGGCGAUAUACACCCGAUGCGUGCCAUCUUUAUGAUUCCAACGAAACCGCCUCCGUCGUUCCGCGAACCUGACAAGUGGAGUUCGGAGUUUAUCGAUUUUGUGAGCGUGUGCCUAAUCAAAAAUCCGAAAGAACGCGCCACAGCCUCCAAUUUGCUUCAGCACGUCUUCAUACGUAAUGCAAAACCGUCGACGAUUUUGUCGCAGAUGAUAGCAGAGGCGCACGAAAUACGAGAAAUUCAAAGCUUUAGGAAUGUCUCCCAAACAAAUCCGCCAGUAAUCAAAGCAAAUCCAAACGAUGAAUCUGAUGACGACGUUGGGAAUAAUCAAAACGAAACUCUCAUUCAGUGUAAGGAUGAAGGAACUUUAGUACCCAAUAAGGGCGGAACUUUGGUGCCAAUGUCUCAGAGUGGAACUUUUGUCGAGUUACAGUCCGAGUUGGGAACUAUGGUGAUUAACAGUGAUGUUGACGAACAGACAAUGAAAAGACAUGACACAGCUUCUGAUAAUAUGGGCAAGAAAUAUCGACCACUCUUUCUGGACCAUUUUGAUAAGAAGGAGGCCGAAGUUAAGCAUGGGAAUGGUGUCGCUAGUCCUGCAACGUUGGAUGGUCCCGAACUGAACAUAGAGGAGCAGCAACGUUUUCAAAGUCAUUUUCACCUACAAAUGAGCCCAGUACAACCAUUGCAAAUGUUACAAGAAAACAGGCCUAACUUCCAAAGGCCAUUCACAGACGGCGAUUUUGAAUUUUUAAAAUUUUUAAGCUACGAAGAGCUACAUCAACGAAUGGCGACGUUAGAUGCGGAAAUGGAGAGAGAAAUUGAGGAGUUACGUAGGAGAUACCAAACGAAACGCCAACCUAUUUUAGAUGCCAUGGACACGAAACGUAAACGCCAACAAAACUUUUAAUAUCAAAGUCACCAUUACUAUUUAUCGUAGAAGUAAUAAUUGCAAUCAUUGAAUGGUGCUCAAAAAGUUUUUUAGGAUACCUAUUUAUUUAGUCUUCUAAUCUUGCCAUAUUUCUAUACUGUACAUAAUAUUCUCUUCUGUUAUUUGUUUACGUUAAACUAUGAAUUUCGUAACACAUGAAUCUGAAAAAUUGAAACUUUUUGAGCGGGAAGCAAGCAAAUCAGGGAGAUAAAUGUGUUCCUAUUCGUACUUAAUGGAUUUUCUAUAGUUUGCCCUGUGUGUUAAAUGCACUUUUUAAUACUCAGUAUUGGCAUCUCAUAUAAGUUAAUAUAAAAAGUAUUAAUUGUUUAAAUGUGGUAGAUUAUAAAAAGUGCAUUGAUGUAAAGUUGGAGAAAGAUGUUUUUAGUGAGAUUGUCAUUUUUGUUAUUACUAGUUUUGGCUCUAAAUGUUUACGUUUAACGUUAACUAUGUUUUAAAUUGUUCUUUGGCUUGUCUAUUCAUUUUUGUAUCUUUUUGUAUAAAAUGUUUCUCAUAGUCAUGUAGGAUAUACCAGUACGAAUAUGUACGCUUGCUGUGCCUUUAGUAGAUUAGAUAUUAGAUUUAAGGACGACUGUAACCAUUAUUUUUUGGACAACCUAAUUAGAUAAUAAAUUCAUACUUAAAACUCGCUAA
Messenger RNA from Photinus pyralis (common eastern firefly), 2384 nucleotides. RefSeq names its product serine/threonine-protein kinase 3 (gene hpo). The record is from RefSeq and is a predicted model, not a curated record. Bases 156 to 1712 code for a protein of 518 amino acids. Gene Ontology annotation, biological process: protein phosphorylation; protein tetramerization; intracellular signal transduction. Lineage: Eukaryota; Metazoa; Arthropoda; Insecta; Coleoptera; Lampyridae. Gene Ontology annotation, cellular component: cytoplasm. The transcript is spliced from 8 exons. Gene Ontology annotation, molecular function: protein serine/threonine kinase activity; ATP binding.